Messenger RNA from Acanthoscelides obtectus, 666 nucleotides. The record is from the annotation of a GenBank genome assembly. Lineage: Eukaryota; Metazoa; Arthropoda; Insecta; Coleoptera; Chrysomelidae.
AUGGCUAGUACUCUCCGCCUAACCGGGUGGGAGUGCCGUUGGACUCGGCCGUUCCUAGCAUUUUUACCAGUAGACAUUAUGCAGCAGUGGACAGUUGAGCACCGCGUUUUAAAACGGGUCACCGUGUACAAAGCGACACAAAUUUGUUUUAGGGGAUUCCCGCCAUGCGGCGAUGCACGGCUGCACACCGUUGGGAUGGAUGACGUUAAGCGGAAAAAAACCGAAGGCACGGACAUGCACAGCGUUACCGCAAAGGCAGUCGGCAUCAGCAGAGACCAUGCCAAGGUCAUCAACUACGCUAGAAUCUACGGUGCCGGCCAGAAUUUCGCCGAAAGGUUACUGAAACAGUUCAAUCCGACCAUGUCGGAGACCGAAGCGAGAAGCAAAGCGCGGAAAAUGUUCGACAUGACCAAGGGAAAGAAGUUUUAUUAUCUGACGCGGGAGUAUGUACAUGAAUUUGGCGAUCAUCCGUUCACGAAAUGGCAAGCUAUGGAACUGGCCAAGGCGCACGGGAAAAAAGUGUCGGAGAUGUUUGAAACGUCAAAGUGGGUCGGAGGCACCGAAUCCGCCAUGUUCAACAGACUGGAAGAGAUUGCGAACAGCGACAGGCCUACCACUCCAUUUUUAGGUAUAUGUAUUAAUUAUUUUUGUAAAUAUACUAAGUGA